Messenger RNA from Paramuricea clavata, 1240 nucleotides. Lineage: Eukaryota; Metazoa; Cnidaria; Anthozoa; Malacalcyonacea; Plexauridae. The record is from the annotation of a GenBank genome assembly.
AUGCUUAAGCAUGUGACCACACGUUGGCUGAGUUUAAACACUUCUGUUAACCGCAUAUUAAGUGGCUAUGAAGGUUUGAAGUCCUAUUUCCUUUCAGAAGAUGAUGAAGAUUCUAAAAUCCCACGUUUUGCUAGGCUUCGAAAGCAUUUUGAAAACCCGAUGACUGAGAUUUACUUGAUGUUCUUCCAAGCUGUUAUUCCCACCUUUACUACCGUCAACAAAUUCUUGCAGAGAGGAGAGCCAGUUAUUCAUCUGCUUUUGGAUCAACUUGAGUCGUUCCUUAAGAAAUUGGCAGGCAAAUUCAUACGUAUUGAUGCCAUUGCAGCUGCAAAUAAAGUGUGUGAGAUAGAUUUCUCAGAUGAUGGAAAUAUAAAGGAAGAAGACAAGAUGUUUGUGGGAAUUACAACACGGGGAAAGAUGAUGAAGAUGCUCAAUGAUGGAGAUUUAGAUCCUCAACAGGUAGAAUUACAGUAAUACUGCAGAAUAAUAUAUUGAUAGUUCAGUUCAGGCAGAUUAUUAUUAGUCCAUUUAUAGAGCAUAUUAUUCAGUGUUUCAUUCAUUCAGCCACCUUUAAUUAAUCAUUCUUUUACAUCUAGGUGCAAAGAUUCUAUGAUGCAGUUGGUGCGUUUUACAGAGCUGCUGCACAGUAUGCCUGUAUGCUGUGGCAAAACUUCCAUUUCAUGACAAAGUUCUGGAGAAUUCUCGUUUUGUUAAUUUUGAGAAACGCAGAGAGCAUGAAUUCACAAUGGUCGAGUUCUUUCUACGAUUCCCAGAUCAUCUAGAAAUGAGUGUUGAAGAGCAAGAAAAACUGCAAGAACAGUUCAUAGACUAUCAACUUUUGUCAAAUAAUAACAUCCCCCAACAUGUCUGGAAUGAUGCGACUGUGAAAACGGAUGAAGAUGGAACAGCUUGCCUGUUUCGAAUGGAUGUCAUUUGGGGGCAUUUGAACGCAACCAAAUCUGCUGAUGGUACACCUCGAUUUGAUUUGUUAGCGCGAGUUGCUUUAACUGUACUGUGCCUUCCUCACUCAAAUGCAGAAGAAGAGCGAGUUUUUAGCAUGAUUGGAAAGAACAAACAGGCAGAGCGUUCAAGCCUUCAGGUUAAAGGAACACUUUCAUCAAUAAUGACAGUGAAGCUUGCAGAUUUGAAUGCUAAGACUUUCACGCCUCCAGUGUCCGUCUUAAAAGCAGCUAAAUCUGCUACUUAUGAAUACAACAAAGCACAUAAGCGCAAGCUAUAA